AUGGCGUACCUAGCUCAGUUGGAGGCAGCGUCGAGUAAUCUUUCGGCGGCAGUGGAGGAGCUUGCCUCGCAUUACAGGAAUGGAGGGAUAGACAGUCUAGGUGCUCGACCACCACAGCUGCUACCCACAGAAGCACCCCCAGAAGUCCACAAAGCAAGAGAGUCCGCGUUGGCAAGUCUGACCAAAUUGCAAGUCAUGCUGGCUGGACCGACGGAUUUGCUGCAGAAUCUGGCAGGCCAGCUGCAAUUGCUGGCCUGUAUACAAUGGCUUGGCGACAGUCAAGUCCCGGCUUGUAUUCCGUUGGACGGCACAGCCUUGAUCAAGGAUGUUUCCAGUCUUAUUGGGGUUCCAGAAAGCCAGCUCAGUCGGGUUAUCAGAAUGGCCACAACCGGGGGAUUUCUCCAAGAACCUCAGCCAGGCCAUGUGUCCCAUAGCGAGGUUUCCGCGGCCUUUGUGUCAAGACCGUCGUAUCUUGACGCAGCCAUGUUUUUGGCUGAAACGGCUGCCCCUGCCGCGUUGGCCAAAGCGACAAGUAUAAAGCAGGAUUCCGACUCCUAUGGGCGAAAGGAUGGGAUCCCUUGUCUGUCUUCCUUCGCCACUGCCAGUCAAGCCCAAAUGCCCCGCCUUCAGCGGCAGUGGCAGGCCUAUCUCCGAUAUGGAACGGGCCAUGUGUGCGAUACAGCAACCGAUGUCUUGACUUGUCUAGAGGCAAUUCGCAUGGCGAAUGAAUCUGCCGUUGUUGAGGUCGGCGCAAGAUCCACAGAACGGGCCAUCGCUCUUGCAAACCAAUAUCCAUCGCUCCGCUUUACAGUCCAACUCCAAUCCUCCAGACAUGACCGACUUCGGACAUCGAAUCCCAGGAUAACCAUCUCCCACCGACAGCCAGGAUCAACACAACCAAUUCUCGACGCCGCACUGUACAUCCUCAAUUUUCCCAUCCCCGUGCCAGGAUCAUCACCUGCCUUGGUGGCGACGCACCUCUCGGCUGAGCUUCGCGCACAUCUACCUGCGCUGCGGCUUAACCGUUCGGCUACCUUGGUCGUCGUUGCGCCCUCGAGGUCGGAUUCAGAUGAAGGGAUAAGGCUGGCUCGGAUCCGCGAUCUGUCCCUACUACAACUGGCAAGGCAACGCGAGUUGGGGUUGUCCGAAGUGAUCAACCUGCUGAACGGAGUCAGCGACGGGGAGGGAAGACUGGUGCUGGUGAAUCAAGUGCGAUCUGUGGGAAAGUAUGGGGUCACUGCGUUGGAGGUGAAGUAUCAGCCUCAUGAAUUGGUCCGAUAA
Messenger RNA from Aspergillus aculeatus ATCC 16872, 1281 nucleotides. RefSeq lists its product as uncharacterized. The transcript is spliced from 3 exons. The record is from RefSeq and is a predicted model, not a curated record. Gene Ontology annotation, molecular function: methyltransferase activity. NCBI's taxonomy places the organism in Eukaryota, Fungi, Ascomycota, Eurotiomycetes, Eurotiales, Aspergillaceae. Bases 1 to 1281 code for a protein of 426 amino acids.